Prorocentrum cordatum is the source of this 3108-nucleotide messenger RNA. The record is from the annotation of a GenBank genome assembly. Lineage: Eukaryota; Dinophyceae; Prorocentrales; Prorocentraceae.
AUGGCGGCCAACUGGAUGAUCACCUUCUGCGCCAUCUCCUCGGGGGCCCCCUGCUUCUCGUCGAUGCUGAUCAUCAUGAUCUGCUUCUUGGAUUCUGUAUACUGCAGCCUGAAGAUCCACUUCCCGUCCUUGUAUUUCUUGACCUCGAUAUCAUUCUUCUCCUUCGGGUCACCAGGCUCGAGAGCUUCGAUCUUCUUCCAGCCGCAGCUGCUGAACUUGGCCCACACGGCGCCAUCGUCGAACGCUAGGAGGGCGUCGCUGAACUCAGCAGCGCACGGCUUCCCCGUGGCGCGGAGCUUCCUCGACCACGCCCCGAGCCUGUUCUCGUCCCAGCCAAUCUCGUACGUUGGUUUGAUCUGCUCCGGCUCCGCCGCGACCGCGCCAGCUGCAACUCCUGUGCCAGGCUGCUCUUGCAACGUGGAUCCCGUAGCUGUGGGCGGCGUUGAAGUCGCUGGCGCUGGUGGUGGCGAGCAGCGAGGUACACGCGCCCUCUCUCAGGGCGCCCCCCUGGGCGCCCUGCCCCCCGGCACGCCAGGCCGAUCCAGGCCGUCUCAGCCCAGCGACGUGCCCGUCUGCAUCCGCCAGCGCCAGGCGGAGACCCGAGCGGCGAGCUGUCUUCCCGGGGUCGGCGAGGCCAAGCUCGGGGCGAGGGCGGAGGGCCAGAGCCGCCUCUCCUCGUGCCUCUCCGCGCUGGGCGCGCCGGGGUUCCUGCUGCAACUGCGGCUGCUGCCGCCGCGGGUGGUACGGGCCGUCCUCCUCGCCUCGGGGGGGCCCCGCGACAGGACCGCGUUCCAGGCGGCGGGCCUGGGCGGCGGCUCCGCCUGGCUCUCGCAGCUGGGGGCCGGGCGCCUGGCCAGGUCGGCGACCGGGGACGUCGAGGGGCUGACCCUGACGGCGCAGGAGCUGCUGCUCACCUGCCUGGUGCACUUCGCGCAGGGCAAGCCGCCCGCGGCGAAGCCCGCCGUCAGCAUCGGCGGCGGCGGCAGCAGCAGCGGCAGCAGCGCGCAGCCAAAUCGUGCCGGCGAUGGCACGCAAGGCACCGACGGAGUUGGCGGUGGAGCUCUGGGCCUCCCGAGCGGGGCUGAGGCCGGGUGGGAUCGGAGGAUCGCGCCGCAUCGCCGUGGGCUGACUCUCCGUCCUGGCGUCGCCUUUGCAUCGGCGGUGCGACGCGAUCCUCGGGCCCCAGCUGCUCCAGGGCCACCCGAGAGACCUGCAGGAGCCAGCACCGGCAUGUCGACCAUAAUGAUGGGGUCGUCGACCAGUGGGAGCGGCCGUGCGCCCCGCGCGCCGGGCUCGCUGAGCCCCGCGUUCGAGCGGCUGUUGCUCGCGCACCUCAAGGCCUAUCUGAAGCACGACACGUACGAGCUGGCGUACGCGCACGAGCCGCAGGCCACGCGGUUCCUGUUGCACCUCCUGCACGAGUUUUUGAUCGCCCCCGAACCCGUCGAGCAGGUGCUGCCGGCAGGCUACGCGGGCAGCGUUGGGCUGCAGCCCGGGCAGCCCGAUCCCGAGAGCAUCAGAUGGCGGGCGCAGCCGAUGCCGCUGUAUGCGGCGCGUCUUGUGGCGCUGCACGUGCUUGCAAAUCCAGCUCUGCGCCACGAGUGCGAGGAGGUCGGCUCUCCAGGUGCGACUGCGCUCGGCAGUCACGCGUCCAGGUUCACGCGCGAAGUGUCCCUGCUUGGACAGCCCUUGAUCGAUUUCGUCACGGAUCUCCUGCGCGCAAGCCAGUCUCGGAAGCAGUUCAGCCUCGAGGCGAUGACGUCGUUGACACGUUUGUGGCUCGUCCUGCUGCAGCCGUGGAAGGCCAAGCGGUUGCUGGGCUGGUACCAUUCGGUGAGGUCGCCGGAGCCCAAACUGGAGCCGCCGGCGCCCCUCGCUCCAGCGGGGACCGCUGCGCGCGCUAGAGGGCAGGUCGACGUGGCCCUCCUCGGCCUGGAGCCCGAGACGGCAUCGGGGGGCGCUGAGGCCCCGCCGCCGCCCCUGCCGGAGGGCUACGCCGCGGCGCCGGCCCGGAGGGACCGCGCGGGCGCCGGGGCCGCGCCGACGGCCGACAGCGUGGUGGUCGUACCAGGUGACGGGGACGCGCGGAGCUGGAGGAGCUACGUGGUCAGCUUCCACGGUGCUUACUGCCUGCUCGAGGCCUUCCUGGCGGCUCCGCUGCACAUGGACCUCUGCCUCGCUCUUGCCCGCCACCGCGCGGCGACCGCGGCCCCCGCCUCAGCCGCGGCCGCCGCCCAGAGCCUGGCCGCGCAGAGCCUGGCCGCGGUCCAGGCCCCGCUGGGCGCGGGGCCCGGCGACGCUGCCCGCGGGGCGCAGCUGCUGCGCCAGAAGCACGUGGUCGCGGCGUUGAAGGCCCUGGGCCAGGCGCGGUGGCGGAUUAUGUUUCACGGACCCCCAGUUGUGCCGGGUCCUGGAAGAGCUGAGAGGCGGCGCCGCCGGAGGUCAAGCGCGCCUGGCCGUCCCGCUCUUCUCGGACGGCGGGGUUCUCAAUGCGAGAUCUGUGCAGGCCGUCGCCCUCGCGUGGGCGGCGCUGCUCGACGCCGCCGCCGUCCCAGAGCUCCAGCCCCUGUUGGCUGGGAUCUCCAGGCAGCUCCAGCAGUCGCCGAAAUGGAGCGGCGCGCGGAGGUUCCCGGCCCCAGAGGAGCCAGCCGCGGCUCACCGGCAGUUCGCGCGAGAGGUGCUGGGCGAGCUGGACGCCCCAGCCGCGGCGGCCUCGCCGCCCCUCGGCGGUGCAGCGGCCCCGGCGCUGGUCGUAGCGACGCCCUUGUCGCAGGCGCAGUUCGUCGGCUCGGAGUGGCAGCGCCCGCCACGGGGCGGCGAGGUCGAGGCCAUGCUGCACGUGGCCUACUGGGUCGCAGUGGUCAUUGACCGACUCCUCGGCCGCGAGCUGCGGCUGGUCACCAGCGGCCACGUGCCGCAGACGGAGUGGCCGCGGAUGUUCGCGAAUUGGAGGUUCAGCGGCUUCGUGGCCGUCCUCCUCUGCGUCGUCCUGCUCUCGUGAGCGCCGCACGCUGCCUGCCGGCGGGGCCGACGCCCGCGGGUCGCGGAGGGGUUGGUGGCGGACGGGGAGCAGACACUUAUGAGUGCGCCGAGCUCAGGUGUUUCCUC